Xyrauchen texanus (razorback sucker) is the source of this 4564-nucleotide messenger RNA. RefSeq names its product protein phosphatase 2, regulatory subunit B', epsilon isoform a (gene ppp2r5ea). Gene Ontology annotation, molecular function: protein phosphatase activator activity. Gene Ontology annotation, biological process: protein dephosphorylation; signal transduction. The record is from RefSeq and is a predicted model, not a curated record. NCBI's taxonomy places the organism in Eukaryota, Metazoa, Chordata, Actinopteri, Cypriniformes, Catostomidae. The coding region runs from base 443 to 1849 and encodes 468 amino acids. Gene Ontology annotation, cellular component: cytosol; protein phosphatase type 2A complex; nucleus. The transcript is spliced from 14 exons.
UGAGGCAGGAAAAAAAACUGGCACUGAGCACUAGCGCAGCCUGCUAACGUUUUCUUGUAUUAACAGGUUAGCAAUUAGUCGCUAGUUGAGUGAGUUUUACAGAAAGGUGAAUCUUACCCAAGUGCCCAAACAUCUGGGUAUGUAGUCGGUCAGUGAAUGUGUAUUUUGGUGUAGGCAGGGACGGCAGCUACGGGGAUUAGCAGUAAAAUGCUCGCAUACCUUUAGGCGGCUUUCUAAUUAUAUCAUAAACUUGCAUUCUGGAGUGUUUUGAGCCGGAAUAAUCUUCAUCAUUUAUACGUGGAUUCUAUUACAAUCCUGAAACCGGUGUAAGUAGUCGGGUAGUGAAGCAUUUUGAGUUAACUAGCUAGCUGGGUCGCCUGCAAGUACACGGUUAGCUGCUUAAAACGAGCCACCUGGACCCGAGCACCAUCGCGAGAGGGCUAUGUCUUCAGCAGCCACCACGCCCCCAUCGGUGGACAAGGUGGACGGCUUCUCCAGGAAGUCGGUCAGGAAAGUCAGGCAGAAACGAGCACAGAGCUCGUCUCAGUUCAGAUCUCAGGAUAAACCCAUAGAGCUGGUGCAGCUGCCACUACUGAAAGAUGUUUCUGCGCAGGAGCAACCAGAGUUGUUCCUCAAGAAGCUGCAGCAGUGCUGUACUCUAUUUGACUUCAUGGACACACUGUCUGAUCUUAAAAUGAAAGAGUACAAGCGAUCCACCCUUAAUGAGCUAGUGGACUACGUCACCGUCAGCCGGGGCUACCUUACUGAACAGACCUACCCUGAGGUUGUCAAAAUGGUGUCCUACAAUGUUUUUCGGACUCUUCCGCCUAGUGACAGUAAUGAGUUUGACCCAGAGGAAGAUGAGCCCACGCUGGAGGCCUCAUGGCCACACUUACAGCUCGUGUAUGAGUUCUUCAUUCGCUUCUUGGAAAGUCAGGAAUUUCAGCCCAGCAUUGCCAAAAAAUACAUCGACCAGAAAUUUGUAUUACAGCUCUUGGAGCUGUUUGAUAGUGAGGACCCUCGUGAGAGGGAUUGCCUGAAGACAGUUCUGCACAGAAUCUACGGCAAGUUCCUCGGCCUCAGGGCCUUCAUCCGCAAACAGAUCAACAACAUUUUUCUUUGUUUUGUGUAUGAAACAGAACACUUCAACGGUGUAGCUGAACUGCUGGAAAUUUUGGGAAGCAUUAUCAAUGGUUUUGCUCUCCCUCUCAAAGCUGAACACAAACAGUUUCUGGUCAAAGUGCUGCUGCCUCUGCACACAGUGAAGAGCUUGUCUCUCUUCCAUGCCCAGCUGGCUUAUUGUAUUGUACAAUUUUUAGAGAAAGACCCCACGUUAACAGAACCUGUGAUCAGAGGCUUGCUAAAGUUCUGGCCAAAAACCUGCAGUCAAAAAGAGGUUAUGUUUCUUGGAGAGUUGGAGGAGAUUCUAGAUGUGAUUGAGCCAACUCAGUUUGUUAAGAUCCAGGAUCCACUCUUCAAACAGAUUUCCAGAUGUGUGUCCAGUCCCCAUUUUCAGGUGGCGGAGCGAGCAUUGUACUACUGGAACAAUGAGUACAUAAUGAGUCUGAUUGAGGAGAACUCUAGCGUUGUCCUGCCCAUCAUGUUUGCCAGUCUCUACAGGAUCUCCAAAGAGCACUGGAACCCGGCAAUAUCAGCUUUGAUCUACAAUGUGCUCAAAGCAUUCAUGGAGAUGAACAGCGCCUUGUUUGAUGAACUAGCUGCCAAUUACAAAUCAGACAGGCAAAGGGAAAGGAAGAAGGACAAGGAGCGGGAGGAUCUUUGGAGGAAGCUGGAGGAGCUGGAGCUUAGACGGGGCAUCCAGAACAGUGACGGCGUCAUUCCCACCUAACAUGGACCUUGCUGUGCCCUUCAAUGUGGCCCCAUCCAAUCCCUUUCUACUUUGCCACAGGGACCCUGCCCUCUCUUUUCUUCUCAUGCAACAUACUUUUACUGCACACUCCCUUGUUCAUUUCCUCCCUUACAACAGCACUGUAAAUAACCCUCUCCCUCUUACCUGUAUCAUGCUACUACACUGCAAAGAAGAAGAAAAAAACAGAAAAUUUGAAAAGGUUAUCUGUACCUACGGCGAAGAGAGACUUCAUGUGCACUUCUUGUUGUAAAAAAGAUAUAUGAUAUGAUAAUCAACUAUGGUCAAAGGAUAUAUUUUAAAAGCCUUUUGGUUCAGAAAUUGUUCAGCGUCUUCUUAUUGAGUAUGACACCUGUGUUCUCCAAGGAAGGUGUCCUGGGGUCCCUCGUCAAAAAGCUUUGAUAAAAGAUGUCUAAUGUGAGGAGCCCACCUCCACCAUGUAUCUUUAUUUCCCCACAACUAGAGACACUUCCAUUCUAUAUGAAAUUUGACACCCCUGGCACUGGUGACACAAGCCAGACAACCCCGUACACAAAGCAGAUAAGAACAAAGACAUAAAUAACAGGAGCGAGAAGAAAAAAAAAACCCUCAUACAUCAUCUUUGUGGUGUGUAAUUUUCUUUAACAGGAUGUUCAGAAUGUCUGAUCAGCCCAGUCAUCCAUUGUACAGUAUGGACAGGUGCUUGUUUGCAAUUGGCACCACUGACCAGGAAUCAUAAUGUACCUGAUAGGCCACAGUAGGCUAUGGUGGUUACCUGUGCUUCAAAUUAGAGGACAAACCUUUCUGAGGACCUUUUAUUUUUUUAACUUGUGAACCAGGUAAUGAUCUGGUUAUGGCUAUUAGCUGUCUGCUGUGGAGACCUCUUGGGAAUUCCAGUGUGGAAAUUUACUAGUUGCAAAGAGUGGCAAUGCAAUUGUCCAUAUGGCUUCAGACGAGCUCCGUUUCUCUGACACUAGAAAGAACUCCUGGAUUUUGGUGGCACACUGUGUUCAGAACUCAUCCAGUGUUGUUAAGUGACAUUUUUCGCCCAGAUUUCCACUGCUCAGCUCUAUUAGUUUGGAUUUCUCAAUGGUUGGAUUCCGUCUACAUGAUCGAGUUGAGCGAGAUAAGGUUCUUCUUUUUUAUUGUUUAAAUUGAAAUCCUGCUUAUGUUGGGGUUUUUAUGGCCUAUGUAUGUAAAAGCUGUUCCAGUAGCUUGUAAUCUCUCUUCUGAAAUGCCAGCCGCCAGGGCAGGCUAGAACUAAAAAGCACUUCAAGUUAGCUAAUUUGUUGUUCUCAUGGGACUUCACCCCUUUUCUUCUCUUCUGUUUUUGAAGUCCCAACAAUCGUGGUUGUGGAUUUUACGUGUGAGGAGGAUGUAUUUUAUUAUAUCUUAUUUUUGACUCAAUCAUGUGUUUCUCUUUCUCUAUCCUUGUUUUAACUCUCCCAAAUCGUGUUUUAUGAGCCCAAUUUGGAUAUCUAAAAAUUUUAAAGAAAGGGUUUGAUGAAUAGAAUAAAUCUAAUUAUUUAAAAAAAGAAAGCGAUAAUAAACCUGUUUUUUUUUUUUUUUUUUGUGAUACAUUGUUUGUUUUAUUUGCUAAAUUUCAGUCCAAGAUAUUAUUCUAGAAAUGUUAACCCACCAAAAAUGAAAAUUGUCAUCAACAUUUACUCACCCUCAUGUGUUCCAAACCUGAUUUUUGGGCAGAUUGACAUUCUCAUCAUGAUUCUAACCAUUCCAGAGAAGAAAGAAAACCAUACAAGUUUUGUAGCAGCAUGAGAGUGGGUAAAUAAUGACAGAGGGAGCAUCUCAAUCAGCUCACUAGUUCAUUAGUCAGGGCACUGACCAGGGAGCCGGCCAUUUCUAGGGUUGUCACAAUAGCAGAAUUGUUCCAGUGCACUGAAACGUUCACUCCCUAAAAUCUCAGAAUACACUGCAUAAUUUCAUUUCAACCAACUGAUCUCAGUUCAGGGGUCAUUAAAGGGUUAAACUUUCAAAGCACAGUGUCAUGUGACUAAACAACAUCAUGCUGGUCUCAGCUUUCUUGGGAGAAAUGGCAACAAAACUACACCUGGUAAGAAACCUCAUUAAGUUUUUACUUUAAAACCUGUUUGAGUCAAAAGAUUAGAGUCUCUAGUAUCAUCUGAUAUGCCAUUUAAAAAUGUAAUCGAUUUAUCCUGAAACUGCACGCUGUUAAACACUGUGACCACGUACAUGGACUAUAGGCUCAUUUUCCUUCAUGUCCUUUAUUCACUGUGUAUUAUCACAUUGAGAAUCAAUGGAUGCACCCCAAAGGUGGAUAAUGUUGCUUUCAGAGGCUUAAUACGGAAUUAGGAUGAUGAUAAGGUGCAUUUCACACUGUUCUGAGACCAGUGCAGACAGACAGCACAAUAAAGGCUAAUUCAUUCCCUAAUUGGGGAGCAAGGGAGCGUCCUAUAUCUUUCCUAUGCAGCCAAGUGCAUUUACUCCAUCCAUGCAAAAGUUAAGUUUCAGGCUACAAAUAGUGUUCGUACCACUCAACAUGUUUGUCAGACAUGGGACAAUGGUAAUCAGUACAUAGAUUUCGAAUUUUUCAUGCAAAAUGUUAUUUUAAUAUGGUUGGCAGUGAUUGGAUGAUGCUGGACAUAAUUAUUUAUGCUAAUUUCUGUUGUAAUGUCUAACCUUUCAAAACUUGAAUAACCAACACUCCUAACAUAAACAAUUUAAUAAAAGUUACUUUCU